AUGAUUUCGCCCCCCUCCCCCCUGGACAGAGUGAACGACAGCAUCCUCUUUGUGAACGAUGUGGACGUACGGGAGGUGACCCACAGCACAGCGGUGGAGGCGCUGAAGGAGGCCGGCUCCAUCGUGCGACUCUACGUCAUGCGCAGGAAACCGCUGGCGGAGAAGGUGAUGGAGAUUAAGCUGAUCAAAGGCCCUAAAGGGUUGGGCUUCAGCAUUGCGGGUGGUGUUGGAAACCAGCACAUCCCUGGGGACAACAGUAUCUACGUCACCAAAAUCAUUGAGGGCGGGGCGGCCCACAAGGACGCGCGGCUGCAGAUCGGGGACAAAAUCUUAGCG
Messenger RNA from Thamnophis sirtalis, 336 nucleotides. NCBI's taxonomy places the organism in Eukaryota, Metazoa, Chordata, Lepidosauria, Squamata, Natricidae. The record is from RefSeq and is a predicted model, not a curated record.